This is a messenger RNA of Aspergillus tanneri, 480 nucleotides long. RefSeq lists its product as uncharacterized. The coding region runs from base 1 to 480 and encodes 159 amino acids. The transcript has 3 exons. NCBI's taxonomy places the organism in Eukaryota, Fungi, Ascomycota, Eurotiomycetes, Eurotiales, Aspergillaceae. Gene Ontology annotation, biological process: mycotoxin biosynthetic process. The record is from RefSeq and is a predicted model, not a curated record.
AUGUCGAUACCAAACACCUCAAUGGGAACGACGUGGUGUGGGGAAAUCCCCGUGGAAUUGGAAACUCGCAAGUUCCAUACCCGGGUUGACGAGGGAGGCAUUACGGAUUUCGUGGGUGGAUGGAAUGAUGAGACGAAUGCGGCGUGGGAUACGAUUCUCGAUGAGGGAUUGAUUAAACUGACCGAAGACCAAGCCAGGAGGCUGCUCUACAAUACAAGGAACCCGCAGGAUCCUUCGACCUGCGCCGGGGCAUUGGAGGUGUUUCUUCUGCUACACUGUUUUGUAUUUUUGUUUCUGUCUCUCGUUCCCUCGGUGUAUUUUGCUGAUGGGAUCUGGUACCGGCACCAGGAAAACUCCUCACGCAUGCAUGUUGGUCUCUCGACCCUGAGCGGAUUACCUGAGACUCUAGAUCACUGCUUCGACUAUCUGCGCCAGAACAUUAUGUGCUGGUCGGAUACCACCAUCUCGUCGCUGGCCUGA